Engraulis encrasicolus (European anchovy) is the source of this 4652-nucleotide messenger RNA. RefSeq names its product ETS transcription factor ERG (gene erg). The transcript is spliced from 10 exons. NCBI's taxonomy places the organism in Eukaryota, Metazoa, Chordata, Actinopteri, Clupeiformes, Engraulidae. Gene Ontology annotation, cellular component: nucleus. The record is from RefSeq and is a predicted model, not a curated record. Gene Ontology annotation, molecular function: DNA-binding transcription factor activity, RNA polymerase II-specific; sequence-specific DNA binding. Gene Ontology annotation, biological process: cell differentiation; regulation of transcription by RNA polymerase II. The coding region runs from base 305 to 1771 and encodes 488 amino acids.
GAAAUCUUCUAACACUCAUCAUCAUCAUCCACAACAACAACAUUGUUUUAAGCGGCCUUAUCUCCUCGCUCCCAAAUAUCCUGUUUCUUGGAGCGCCGCUAGCCAGAACCAAUAGAAUCCUCUUCCUGCCAUUGGCCAAAUCCACUUCCCAACGUUAGCACAAUCUCAUCCGCUCCAAACAACACUUAGUGUGUACGUACAACUCCAACUUGCCCUCUGUCUGACUAGAAAAAAGACGAGAAAAAUCAGAAUAGCAGUUGAAUUUUUAAAAAAAUAAAAAGGACUGGACAGUCCUUAUUUGACAAUGGCAAGCACCAUCAAGGAGGCCUUGUCAGUGGUGAGUGAGGACCAGUCACUGUUCGAGUGUGGCUACGGUGUGUCUCACCAUCCCAAAGCCGACAUGACCGCCUCCUCUUCCGCCAGCGAGUACGGCCAGAGCACCAAGAUCAGUCCCCCAGUCCAACCGCCUGAUUGGAUGAACCAGCUGCCCGCCAGGAGCUCCAUCAAGAUGGAGUGCCACAGCAGUAGCCAAGUCAACGGCUCCAGGAGUUCCCCAGAUGGGAGCAGUGUGAGUAAGACUCCCAAGGGCAGCAGUGGUGGAGGUGGAGGUGGAGGCGAGGGUGCACCUGUGGCCUACAACAGCUACCUGGAGGAGAAGCACAUGCCUCAUGCACAAAACAUGGCUGCCGGCGAACGCAGGGUCAUUGUGCCCGCGGACCCCAGCCUGUGGUCUACUGAGCAUGUGCGCCAGUGGCUGGAGUGGGCAGUGAAGGAGUAUGGGCUCCUGGAGGUGGACAUCUCCCUCUUCCAGAACGUGGACGGCAAGGAGCUCUGCAAGAUGACCAAGGAGGACUUCCAGAGGCUCACCCAGAGCUACAGCGCUGAGAUCCUCCUUUCACACCUCCACUACCUCAGAGAGACUCCCCUUCCUCACUUGACUUCAGAUGAUGUUGACAAGGCCCUGCAAAACUCCCCACGGAUGAUGCACGCCCGCAACACAGGAGGCGCGACUUUUAUGUUUCCAAAUUCUCAAGUGUACUCCAGCGACACAGCCCAAAGGCUCCCCCCCAGGCCAGACCUGGCGUAUGAAGUGGCGAGACGGUCCGUUUGGCCCACCCAACCAGCAGCUACCUCCAAAAGCCCCCAAAACCCACCAGCCAUCGUGACAAAAGCAGAGGAGCAGAGACCUCAGUUAGACCCUUAUCAAAUUCUGGGACCCACCAGCAGCAGGCUUGCCAAUCCAGGCUCGGGUCAGAUCCAGCUGUGGCAGUUCCUGCUGGAGCUGCUGUCGGACAGCGGCAACGCGGGCUGCAUCACGUGGGAGGGCACCAACGGCGAGUUCAAGAUGACCGACCCGGACGAGGUGGCGCGGCGCUGGGGCGAGCGCAAGAGCAAGCCCAACAUGAACUACGACAAGCUGAGCCGCGCGCUGCGCUACUACUACGACAAGAACAUCAUGACCAAGGUGCACGGCAAGCGCUACGCCUACAAGUUCGACUUCCACGGCAUCGCCCAGGCGCUGCAGCCGCACCCGCCCGACUCCGCCAUGUACAAGUACCCCGCCGACCUGUCCUACGUCAGCACCUACCACCACGCGCACCAGCAGAAGAUGAACUUCGUCUCCUCGCACCCUCAGGGCUUGCCCGGCGUCACCUCGUCAGCGUUUUUCGCCGCCCCGAAUCCUUAUUGGAGUUCGCCGACGGGGCCCAUCUACCCCAACAGCCGACACCCGGCCGCGCACAUGCCCUCACAUCUGGGCACCUACUACUAGCCGACGUGUCCUCCUCACACCUGGGCACCUACUACUAACGAGGUGCAGGCGCACCUUGCGCAUUACAGGGCACACAGGGCAUCUUCAACACUGGAGGAGACAUCACAUCAUGGGCUUCAUGGGGCCAAGUCCAAGAAAACAGAGAAUGCGCGCAUAUCAGUGGCAUAGGUGCUGGACAAAACAAAAUAACUUAAAGUGAAUGAUAGAUGUCCACAACACUGUUAAUGCUCCCAGUUAUUUAAUAGCACAUUAAAUUAACAGGCACUGUUAACAGCACAUUAACAGUGUUAAGGACAUUUUAUUAUUAACCUUAAGGGGGGCAAGGCAACCAAGAGGGGGUUACUUUAUGUCUGUGAACAUUCUCUCUUAUUCGUCCAGGUCAUGGCCUCCCACCUGGGCAGGUGCGCAUGUAAGCAGGUAAGAUGCCAACUUGAACAUUAGUAAACCUCCCUGCUGACACGUCAAAAAGAUACUCUACCAGCUGAGCUAAUAGCCUAGCUGUUUAGCCUGGUUGGUAGCAAUAGUGCCUUUAAUAUGGGAGUUGCUGUGAGGUUGUGGGUUUGAGAGUGCACAGGAAGGAUCUGGAAUACAGAGGAUAUACUGUAUAGGAUAAUAUUCAAACUGAAGGAUGGCAAUAGGCCUAAUGAGGUCAAGACCAUCAGGAGAACUGCCCUUUUUCUGUUAAGAUUCCCUCUCAUUCAUCCAGGUAAUGGUAAUCCAAAGGGCCUGUAGGUAAAAAGUGAACAACUGGACUUGUUUUUGACGCUUAAGCUCCGAAAAGAAGUCUAAUUGCAGACAACUGUGUGUGUCUGACCGUAGUGCCUUCAUUUUUUUAAAAGAUAUUUUUUACUUUAUUUAUGAUAGUACAGUGAAGAUGGUGACAGGAAGCAAGUGGGGAGAGAGAGGCGAGGAAGGGUCGGCAAAGGACCUGGGCCAGGAAUCGAUCCCGGGUCGACCGCAUAGCAGACGAGUGACCUACUGCUAGGCCACCGUAGGGCCACCAUAGUGCCUUCAUGAGGGCCUUAACAUGCAACUCAGUAUGCCAAGUUUGAGGCUUGUGCCAAAACAACAUGGGAAGCCUCUUUGAACCUCUAAGUGUGCAAAGUGUGCAAUCAAUCAUGUGAAUAUGUAUAAUGUAUUGUACAGUAUUAUUGAAUGGGAAAACGCUGUAGGGGUUGAAAGGAUGUUGCAAAGACAAGAAAAGGAAUGUGGGGUGUGUUGGAAAUGCCCAGAGCAUUAUGAGAAGGAAGAUAUCUUUCCAAAAACAACAAAUUUAUUAAUUUAGUAAAUUUAAUACAUUUAGUAAUUUAUUAAUUACAAACAUAUUUUUGGAAGAAUAUCAUCAGACCAAAGGCUGUGAAGAAUGUAAGCUGUGCAAUACAAGUAUGUUGGAUGCUUUUGAAAGAAUGGUGACUGUUGUUUUUCAAAUAUAAAUGUGGCAAUUAAUUCAGCAGUUAACUGAACAGUUACACAGCAUUGUAUGUGUAAAAAUACUUCUUUAAAAAAAGCUAUUUUGAAAUGCAGAAUAACUCCGGCGGUUUUACAGUGAAGUGAUAGCCGGUUUUUAAGAGGGAUAGAGAGGCAAGUAUAAACUCUAAAUAAACUCUAAGCUUUGCAGUAUUUCCUAUAAGUCAGUACAAGUCAGGAGCAGGGGUGGAUUAAUGAACGGGCCUACCGGGUCGUUGUAUCGUAGUGUCCAAUUACCGGGGUCACCAAUUACCGGGGUCAGAGGUGCGUUUUUUGGGGGGGUAUGGGGGGCCAAGACAGUGUCUGGCCCAGGGGGCCAUAAUUUCUUAAUCCGCCCCUGAUCAGGAGGUUUGAAAUGAGGGAUUACAGAAUGCACAAAAAAAAUGUUGCUGUAGCAUUAUUGCAAUGGCAUUUACUAUGUGACUAUAGCAUUAUUGCAAUGGCAUUCACAAUGUUACUAUAGCGUUAUUGCAAUGGAAUUCACAAUGUUAAUAUGAUGUGUUAUAUGAUGUGAUCUCCUUGUACCAUGUUACAGUGUUACUGGUAUUAUGAAAUAUGAAGGCAGUUUACAUGUACACAGAUAUCAAUCCCAGUAGGUAUAGGCCUACCUACAGUAAAGGGUUGGGAAAAAGAACAACUGGAAUCUGAAUUUGGAGGCUUUAUACAAUGAUAUGUAGAACUUUUUUUUAGUGGGGGUAGGGUGGGGCAGGGCAGGGCCGAAGGUGAGGAUUUGUUUGAAACAAAUUACCCAUCUGUAGAGCACCAUAUAGCCCACUACAUACGUAUGGUAGACCAAAGUGCCAACUUUUUAUUAUUAUUAUUGUUGUUAUUAUUAUUAUCACUAUUAUUGUUGUUUUCUGAGUCACGAACGCUGUGCGUUUGUCAGUUCUGAGUAUACAUGUAGCCUUUUUAUUAUGUAGGAAUAUAUAACUUAUGCAUUUAACAUGAUGAGUUGAUCUCAGUCAGCCAAGGACCAUUGGAUUUUGUAAUAAAUGUUGUGAACUUCUUGACCAAAGUUGGACUCUGAAAUCUGGGGGGUAUUCCAGAAAGUAAGCUUGGGGGGUAGGGCUUGGAUAGGUUAACAUGUUUCAGCCAAUAGGAAUCUCCCCAGUAGCACACUAGGGGCUUGGCAGGAAAAGAAAUCCUGAACCUAUGAUUGGCUCCAAAUCUUCUGAUGAAAUUGUUUUAAAAGUUUUUUUGCGUUCUCUUGAUAAAAGUGUUACAGUGAUAAACAGUCCAAACAACGUCUUAUAUAUGUAUCGUCGCCCAGACACAUUUCUCAAAAAGAAUGAAUUAGCCAAAGAGAUACAUUUUUACUGUUAUGAGUAUAUAAGAUACAAAAAUGUGUAUCAUGUCGUGGUCAUUGGAUAUUCAGCACAGGGGCCACAACAGGGGCCAGGAGGUAAUCCACAGG